UUGUUAUCGUUAAAAAAUUGUCCAUCCUAUAGCAUUAAAUUUUUAUGUAUAAUUUUUAUCAUUUUCGACUGUUUAGACUCGUUGAGAACACCCUAUAGAACCUUUUGGUCGGAUGAAAUAAAUUAUGAUCGUGCUCUUAGAGGGCGCUGAUCAUUUUAACACUAUCGCCAUCUAAUCAAGUAUCUGUGUCUGUCGGAACUAAUUAACUGUCUCAAAAAUUCGAUGUGAGUUUCCGGCCUCCAGUAUACAUUAAUUCUACGAACAAUGCACGUGUGUUUCACGUGGUUUACGAUUUUGCAUCGCAUGCAUGUGUUCCUCAAUAAAACGUAUACACAACAGUAAAUGGACCACAUUUACUUCUUAAAUGUUUAUAAACAUUGAUAUAACUAACAUAAUCAGUAUAAUCCAUCUAAAAUGAGUAACGUCAUUUUAAAAGAAGCAUAUGAAGUUGAAUUUAAACAUGCUGCAUUUUAUACAGGAGGAAAUGUUCAGUGGAGUAAAGAUGGUCAACAUAUAUUCUGUCAAAAAUAUGGUGUAGUUUCUAUAGUGUCAGUAACGAAAGGUGUAGUACUUCAUUAUUUAGGGCAAGGAAAUAAUAACGAAGAAGAAGAUACUAUUAAUACAUUUACUGCAAGUGAUAAUGAUUUAAAUAUUAUUACCCACCACAAAAGUGGUUUAUUCAAAUUAUGGAAUUGGAAAGAUAAUAAACUAGUCAAAUUAUGGAAAUCCAUUCACAAGGGUCCAGUAACUUGUAUCGCUCACGUAAGUGAGAAGAAUUUAGUUGCUUCUGGAGGUAGUGAUGGAGCUAUUAGAUUGUGGGAUUUGCAACAUUAUAGUUGUACUCACAAUCUGAAAGGAGCUCAAGGAGUUAUCAGUGUAUUAGUUUUCCAUCCAAAUACUGAAAAAGGACUUGUCUUCGCCUCUGGUGAUGAUGCGAAAAUUCAUGGAUGGAGUAUUAAAUCUGGUAAAGAAGAAGUUACCCUUUCUGGACAUUUUAGUAAAGUUACAUCUUUAUCUUUUGCUGAAGAUGAUAAUUAUUUAAUUAGCUCGGGAAGAGAUAAAGUAUUAAUUUUAUGGGACAUCUCUUCUGGAUCAUCAAUACGAAUUUUACCAGUUUAUGAAGAAAUAGAAGAUACAUUUAUUAUUCCUAAUAAUGCAUCAUGUAUGGUUUUGAAUAACAAAAAUAAGCAUGGUCUUUAUGUCGCUGGUGCAGGAGAGAAAGGUAUUGUUAAAAUUUGGGAAAUAAGAACUGGGAAAGAAAUAUAUGCCCAGAAAGAUUCUAUUGUAUCAGCAGCAAAAGAGGGAACAAAUUUUGCCAUCACUCAUUUACUUUAUAAUGAUAGUUGUAAUAGUUUUGCUAUAGUUACUGUAGACCACAACAUAAUUAUUCAUUCAUUAGAGACAUUUGACUACAUAAAGCAGCUAGUAGGUUACAGUGAUGAAAUUUUAGAUAUUGUUUAUCUUGGAAAUGAUGGAAGUCACAUAGCAGUUGCUACUAAUAGUUGUGAUAUAAAACUAUAUAACAUUUCAACCUUGAAUUGUGAACUAUUAUGUGGGCACACAGAUAUUGUUUUAUCUCUUGCCACAACACCCGCCAAUGUCUAUCUACUUUUAUCAUCAGCAAAGGAUAAUAGUGUUCGCGCAUGGUAUAUGGAUAAAGAAACAGAGAAAGUAUCUUGUGUAGCAUUUUCUGUUAGGCAUACUGCUCCAAUUGGUUCUGUUGCUAUUUCUCAAACAUCUUCUAAAUUCUUUGCUUCAGUAAGUCAGGAUUCUUGUCUCAAAUUAUGGGAUUUAUCAGAAAAUAUCGAACAUAAAGGCACAUGUACUUUAAACGUGGUUCAUACAGCAUUAGCCCAUCAAAAAGAUAUUAAUAGUGUAUCAAUAUCUCCAAAUGAUAAAUUAAUAGCAACUGGGUCUCAAGAUAAGACAGCUAAAUUGUGGUCAGUUGACAAUUUACAACUGCUUGGAGUGUUACGUGGGCAUAGGAGGGGUAUAUGGUGUGUACGAUUUUCGCCCAUAGAUCAAGUACUUUUAACAACAUCAGCGGAUUGCACAGUAAAACUUUGGUCAUUGACAGAACUUAAUUGUUUAAAGACACUUGAAGGUCAUGAAUCAUCUGUACUGAGAGCAGAAUUUUUGUCGCGUGGAAUGCAAUUAAUUACAGCGAGUGGCGAUGGUUUCUUAAAACUUUGGAAUAUUAAAACGUCAGAAUGUGUAUGUACUAUGGAACAGCAUGAUAGCCGUGUAUGGGCACUUGCCGUUAAUAAAAACGAGAAAACUAUCGUCAGUGGUGGAAGUGAUUCCUUAUUAGUUAUUUGGAAGGAUGUAACUGAAGAAAGAAAGACGCAAAGAGCAUUGGAGAGUGAGCAACUUGCAUUGGAAGAGCAGCAGUUAUCAAAUUUACUUAAAGCAAGUAAAUUAACGUCUGCUUUAAACUUAGCUUUAAAAUUAAACCGUCCUUUCCAAGUUCUAAAAAUUAUAGAAAAUAUUAUAAAGGAAGACUGUUUACAACUUGAACAAACAGUUCGUGAUCUAAAACCUAUUUAUAAGGAAGAACUACUUAAGUGUGCUGUUACAUGGAACGCCAACAGUAAGAAUUGCCAAAUUGCGCAGGUAGUUAUAAAUACAUUAAUGAUGGAAAUGGAAGAUCUAGAAUCGAGAACAACAGCAUCCUCCACGCUAGAAUCUAUGAUACCAUAUACCGAACGGCAUUAUGUACGAAUGACAAAACUGCUUCAGAAUCUUCAUUUAAUGACCUAUAUGCUUCAUCGUAUGAAACCGCAUAUCGCGUCUAUAGAAAUGAAGUAACAUGAUAGUAAAAAAUAUUGUAUAUUGUAUAUUUAUAAAUUUUUUUUUAAUACAUUUUUUGAUCUAUUAGGAUUGUUUAAAGUUUCAAUUAAAUUUUAAAAAAAAUUGUAAUUGUUUAUUUUAAAAAAUUAUAUUGAGAAUAAUAUGAAAGAUUGAAACAGGAGCAAAAUUUAAAUUUCAAGAUUUGUAAUGUUUAUACAGUUUUUUAAAUGAAAUAUAAGUAAUGUAGAUACUAUUUAAUUUGAAGUAUGACUGUGAAAGAAAUAUAAAUAUUAAGAUAAGUAACUUUUGAAUAAGCAAAGAGGCAGAAUAAUCGCAAAAUAUUUUUACACAAACUGUGAGUUAUUAGAAGAUACGUAACAUGGUAAAAGAAAUUUUGUGACAAAUGACAUUGCAUAGGUUUCAAGGUUAAAAUUAGUUUUAAGAUAGUGUUACAAUGAAUUCAAUAAUUAAGAUAUCUACAUAAAGUUAUUGCAUUUUGAGUAAAGUCUUCAGGCUUUCGACAUGUACUCGGCCUCACAGUUUGAGCGAUCCACACUGAAGUUUCUUUGAUCACCAACAAACUAGUUCUUUUUAUACGUCAAAUAAACAAUCAGUUGCCUA
This is a messenger RNA of Megachile rotundata (alfalfa leafcutting bee), 3411 nucleotides long. RefSeq names its product transducin beta-like protein 3. Gene Ontology annotation, cellular component: small-subunit processome; 90S preribosome; nucleolus. Gene Ontology annotation, biological process: endonucleolytic cleavage in 5'-ETS of tricistronic rRNA transcript (SSU-rRNA, 5.8S rRNA, LSU-rRNA); endonucleolytic cleavage to generate mature 5'-end of SSU-rRNA from (SSU-rRNA, 5.8S rRNA, LSU-rRNA). The record is from RefSeq and is a predicted model, not a curated record. NCBI's taxonomy places the organism in Eukaryota, Metazoa, Arthropoda, Insecta, Hymenoptera, Megachilidae. Gene Ontology annotation, molecular function: U3 snoRNA binding; protein binding.